AUGUCUCAGUGGAAUAACACUUACGCUUAUAAUAACCAGUACCAGCAACCUAACAACUGGAACACUAAUCCGAAUGGUCAAUAUAUGAAUCAAACCUACUAUAAUAGACAAAUAGAUCCCAGUGGAAACCAGUAUGUUAGUUUUAAUGAGUUUAUAUCGCAAAUGCAAUCGGGAGUUCCUACCGCGAGUACUGCCCAGUAUAAUAACCAAUAUCAAGAUUACUCACCAAGCCAAUAUAAUUCAGAUAAUUAUCAAAAUAUACCUGUAGAACAAAAUACCCAAGCUACCUAUGAAUAUGCUAAUACUAAUUACUCUAACAGUGAGUCUUAUCAAAUGAAUGAUCAAGCACAGUCUUUAGGCCAAGGGCGUAACAGGUACACUAGUACUAAUGACAUGGUAUCUAAGUCUAAGCUAACACCCACUGCCACUGAAUUUGUGCCUAAAAGUUCAGCACCCAAGAAUGUGCCAGCUACUGUUAUUAAACCACAAAAUGUAGAAAAUAGUGUCAAUGAUCAAAGUACUUCAAGGCCAUCAGAUUCAAGAAAUUGGAGAGAUAGACCGCAUAGUUCUGGACAAAGUUUACACCAGGCAAAUGGAUCUGAAAAUGGCACAAACAACAGAGGCCACGAAAGUAAUCCAAGAUAUGAAAGGAAUCGAAAAAAUGACAGUCAGAACUACAAUGCCUAUCAUAGUAAAGCUGAAUCUAGUAGUCAAUAUCAAGAAACAGGCAGAAAUGGCGAAAACAAUGUGAAUAGUAGGAGAAAUAAAAACGACAACACAAAUGGUGAAUCAAACCGUUAUGAAAAUCAAAAGGAUGGGGGCCAAGGAAAAUCUAAUUCUAAGGGAAAGAGUAGUACAUUUUAUAGCAGUUCCAAGCCAAAAGACAGCCAGGAUGUUAGGAAUGGAAGAGAGGGGUCAGGCAGGCAACGCUGGGCUGGAACCCAGCGGCUGAGGGCUUCAGAAAGAAACAGCUGUGAAGAUGAGCAUUAUGCUAAUUCCUAUUUACAAUACAGGGAAGAAAGAGGGAAGUAUGUACCAAGUCCAAUAAGAAGUAAGAAACAAGUGAACAAUAGUAAUGCAGGUGCAAACAAAGAAAUGACACAAAGGGAACGUCUCAUCGAACAACUUGACAAGGGAACUCUGGAGUGUCUCGUGUGCUGCGAGCGAGUUAAACAAAUUGACCCAGUGUGGUACUGCAGCAACUGCUUCCAUGUAAUGCAUUUAAGGUGUAUAAGAAAAUGGGCAGUUAGCAGCAUGGUCGAGGGUAAAUGGCGUUGUCCAGCGUGUCAGAACACAAGUCAAGACAUUCCAACCGAGUAUCGUUGUAUGUGUGGAGCUGUCAGAAACCCAGACUAUCAGCGUGGAGCAAACAAUGCGCACACAUGCGGAAAGUCAUGUAAACGUUCCAGGAACUGUCCUCAUCCAUGCACACUUCUCUGUCACCCUGGUCCCUGCCCGCCAUGUCAAGCAACUAUUACCAAGAAAUGCGGAUGUGGUGCGGAGAGUCGGUCAGUGAUUUGCAGCAGCAAGCUGCCGCAAGAGUGUAGCAGGCAAUGCGGCCGUAAACUCAACUGCAGCGUUCAUAAAUGCGCACGCGACUGCCACGAGGGGCCGUGUGAUUCUUGUGAACAGAUUGUCGAACAAGUAUGCCACUGUCCGGCCGCCAAAACGAGAUCUAUCCCAUGCACAGCAGAGAGCGGCGACGUGCUCAGCUGGUCAUGCGGAGCGGCUUGCGCACGCGUGCUGUCAUGCGGUGCGCAUGUGUGUCGCGACGCGUGCCACGCCCCUCCGUGCGCACCGUGCCCCCUACGCGUUGAAAACGUGCCUACCUGCCCCUGCGGGAACACAAAGUUAAAACAAGGCGAACGCAAGACCUGCUCAGACCCAGUACCGCUCUGCGACAAUAUCUGUGCGAAACCUUUGUCCUGCGGGCCGGAGAACGACAGACAUUUCUGCAUGCAAAAGUGUCAUCAAGGUAGCUGUCCAAUGUGUCCGGAUAGUACUCUGCUUCAAUGUCGCUGUGGCCAUUCGACCAUCGAAGUACCUUGCAAGGACCUAUUGGAAACUGGCAGUACCGUGAUGUGUCAGAGAAAAUGCAAUAAGAAAUUGUCGUGUGGUCGACACCGCUGCCGUACAGUGUGUUGCGCUGCGCAGUCGCAUCGAUGCGCAGUGGUCUGUGGCCGCACCCUUUCCUGCCAACUGCACCGCUGCGAGGACUUCUGCCAUACGGGACACUGCGCACCGUGCCCUCGCCUCGGUUUCGAAGAGCUCCGCUGUGAAUGCGGUCUAGAAGUGAUCCUACCACCAAUCCGUUGCGGGGCAAAGCCUCCCCCUUGCAACGCACCCUGCCGACGAGAGCGCCCCUGCGGGCAUCCGCCCCACCACUCGUGCCAUUCCGGAGAUUGUCCCCCAUGUGUGGUACUGACUACAAAGACAUGUUAUGGAAAGCACGAGGAACGCAAGACAAUACCAUGCUCCCAAGAGGAGUUCUCGUGCGGUCUUCCAUGCGGAAAGCCCCUUUCGUGUGGGAAACAUACUUGCAUCAAAACAUGUCACAAGGGACCCUGUGAUACUGACAAAUGCAAUCAGCCAUGCAAUGAGAAAAGAAAUAGCUGUGGUCAUCCAUGCGCAGCGCCAUGCCAUGCAAAUAACGUCGGGAACUGUCCCAGCAAUGGAGCGUGCAAACGAGCUGUCACCGCCACAUGCCCAUGCGGGCGGCGUAAGGCGGAGCGAGCGUGUUGCGAUAACUCAAGGGAUUAUGCAAGAAUCUUGAACGCAUUAGCUGCAACGAAAAUUCAAGAGGGCGGUUCUGUUGACCUAUCUGACGCGCAACGGCCGAGUGCUAUGUUAAAAACCUUGGAAUGUGACGAUGAGUGUCGCCAAGAAGCCCGCAGCAGACAGCUCGCGUUGGCUUUGCAAAUCCGCAACCCCGAUGUAUCUGCGAAGCUGGCCCCGCGCUACAGCGACACGCUGCGUGCUAUGGCGGCACGGGAACCCGCGUUUGCGCAACAGAUACAUGACAAGCUGACGGACUUGGUGCAACUUGCUAAGAAGUCGAAACAAAAAACGCGUGCGCACUCGUUCCCGUCAAUGAACCGUCAGAAGCGCCAAUUCAUUCACGAGAUGUGCGAACAUUUUGGCUGCGAGAGCGUCGCAUACGACGCAGAGCCAAACCGGAAUGUCGUGGCUACAGCUGAUAAGGAAAAGUCCUGGUUGCCAGCCAUGAGUGUACUCGAGGUGCUCGCUCGUGAAGCUGGAAAACGGCGUGUGCCGGGCCCAAUACUUCGAUCAGCUGCGCACAGCGCGACUAGUGCGCCUGCGCCGCUUCCGGCUGCCUCAACUACAUCUACAAAAUCUUUCGGUGGCUGGGCGACAUUAACGUCUACGAACGCUUGGGCGAGCCGCAGCCAGCCUUCCACCUCGACACCCGUAGCUGCGAAGACUACAGCAAUUAAACCAGAGCCACGCCCCAAGAUAGACUAUUUCGAUAAUCCACCGGAAAGUUAG
Leptosia nina is the source of this 3507-nucleotide messenger RNA. Lineage: Eukaryota; Metazoa; Arthropoda; Insecta; Lepidoptera; Pieridae. The record is from the annotation of a GenBank genome assembly.